AUGCCUGGAAACAACAAGACUGUCAUCUCUGAGUUCAUCCUCCUGGGUCUGCCGAUUGCCUCUGAGCACCAGCACUUGUUCUAUGCCCUGGUCCUGGCCAUGUACCUCACCACUGUCCUGGGGAACCUCAUCAUCAUCAUCCUUAUAUUUCUGGACUCCCAUCUCCAUACACCCCUGUAUUUGUUUCUCAGCAACUUGUCAUUCACUGACCUCUGCUUUUCCUCUGUCACAAUGCCAAAGUUGCUGCUGAACAUGCAGAGUCAAGUAUCACUCAUUCCCUAUGCAGGAUGCCUGACACAAGUGUACUUUUUUCUGUUUUUUGCAGCCCUUGAGAACUUCCUACUUGUUGCAAUGGCCUAUGACCGCUAUGUGGCCAUCUGCUUCCCGCUUCAUUAUACCAGAAUCAUGAGCCCCAAGCUCUGUCUGAGUCUGGUGUUGCUAUCCUGGGUGCUGACAACAUUGUAUGCUAUGUUGCACACUUUGCUCUUGACUAGGUUGUCUUUCUGUGAAAACAGGGUGAUUCCCCAUUUUUUCUGUGAUCUUUCUGCACUCCUGAAGCUGGCCUGCUCUGAUAUUCACAUUAAUGAAUUGAUGAUAGUGAUCAUAGGAGGAAUUGUUGUUAUAAUUCCAUUUCUACUUAUCAUAGUGUCUUAUGCAUGCAUCAUCUCCUCCAUCCUCAAGGUCCCUUCAACUCGAGGCAUCCACAAGCUCUUCUCCACUUGUGGUUCUCACCUGUCUGUAGUGUCAUUGUUCUAUGGGACAAUUAUUGGCCUCUACUUAGGUCCCUCUGCUAAUGACUCUAUUCUUAAGGACACUAUCAUGUCUAUGAUGUACACAGUGGUGACUCCCAUGUUGAAUCCUUUCAUUUAUAGUCUGAGGAAUAGAGAUAUGAAGAAAGCCCUAAAAAGAGUGCUUCGAAAGAAAUCUCUCCUCUGA
Messenger RNA from Rattus rattus (black rat), 936 nucleotides. Its product is annotated as olfactory receptor 1468-like. Gene Ontology annotation, molecular function: olfactory receptor activity; G protein-coupled receptor activity. Gene Ontology annotation, cellular component: membrane. The coding region runs from base 1 to 936 and encodes 311 amino acids. The transcript has a single exon. Gene Ontology annotation, biological process: G protein-coupled receptor signaling pathway. Lineage: Eukaryota; Metazoa; Chordata; Mammalia; Rodentia; Muridae. The record is from RefSeq and is a predicted model, not a curated record.